Molecule: messenger RNA, 1526 nt
Organism: Thalassophryne amazonica
Lineage: Eukaryota; Metazoa; Chordata; Actinopteri; Batrachoidiformes; Batrachoididae
Gene: star
Product: steroidogenic acute regulatory protein
Exons: 8
Coding region: 134-994 (286 amino acids)
Biological process (GO): intracellular cholesterol transport; regulation of steroid biosynthetic process; steroid biosynthetic process
Cellular component (GO): mitochondrion; mitochondrial intermembrane space
Molecular function (GO): cholesterol binding; cholesterol transfer activity
Source: RefSeq, a predicted model, not a curated record
GCCUGUAAAAGAAAGCAAAGACACCUCUGCUGUAGCAGAUCAACCUAAAACAAGAUUACUUACCUGAUUUUAAAUCUUACUAACUUACACAAAUUUUUUUCUCUCAAAACAACAAAAACACUUUGAACAGAAAAUGCUGCCUGCAACCUUCAAAUUAUGUGCUGCCAUCUCCUACAGGCAUAUGAGGAACAUGACAGGUCUGAGAAGGAAUGCUAUUGUAGCCCUUCACACUGAACUUAACAGACUGGCGGGUCCAGAUCCUCAUAACUGGAUUAACCACGUCCGCCGACGAAGCUCCCUCCUCGGUUCUCGGAUUGAGGAGGAGGAGGGAUACAGUGAGGAGGAGAAGUCCUACGUAAGGCAAGGGGAGAAUGCACUGCAGAAGGCCAUUGGGAUUCUCAGUGAGCAGGAUGGCUGGAUCACUGAAACUGCAGCUGCAAAUGGUGACAAAGUCUUGAGUAAGGUUUUGCCUGACAUUGGGAAAGUGUUCAAGCUAGAAGUGAUGCUGGAGCAACAUGCUGACAGUAUUUACGAAGAGCUGGUGGGAAAUAUGGAGCAAAUGGGGGAUUGGAACCCAAAUGUCAAACAGGUCAAGAUCCUUCAGAAGAUCGGACAGGACACAAUGGUCACCCACGAGGUAUCUGGAGAGACACCUGGAAACGUGGUGGGACCGAGGGACUUCGUCAGCGUCCGCUGCACAAAGCGCCGUGGCUCCACCUGCUUCCUGGCUGGGAUGUCCACUCAACACCCGGAAAUGCCUGAACAGAAGGGCGUGAUCAGGGCAUUGAAUGGGCCAACGUGUAUAGUUAUGAAGCCCUGUCCCGAAGACCCAAAUAAAACCAAGUUCACCUGGUUGCUCAGUAUAGACCUAAAGGGCUGGAUUCCCAAAACAAUCAUAAACACAGUGCUUUCUCAGACGCAGGUGGACUUCGCCAACCACCUUCGACACAGGAUGGCUAACAACGGCUCCUUGGAGAUGGCUCACGCCUGCUGACACAAGAAAUUUCUUGAGUUGCAACUCCACUUGGUCAACAGUGGCAGAGACACAAUGCCUACAAAAUCAAUAAAGAUCAGUUCCUGACUUCUCAAAAUGAGAAAAACAUGAGAAUAUUUCACACAAGGAUUGUGCUUUUUUUUUUUUAGAUCUUUGAGUAUCUGUGCAACUUUUGACUUAAUUUUAUUAUCAAAAAGGUCAUUUUCAUCUUGUUGCAAAUGCACUGACCCAAACAUCUAAUACAGCACUCGUGUUUAUUCAGGUACAAACAAUAUUCUACACAAAUGUACAAUUUAAUCUGUGCAACAACUACAAAACACUGUCAUACACUAUUGUAACAUGAACAACAAAUUAUAAUAGGUGGACAGUUCAGUUGCACAAGUCAAAGUGUGGAUGUGGGUCAUCAAAACCAGAAUCUCGUGGGGCCACCUGUGGUAUCACACAGAGCUUGAAUUUUGUGAUGCAGAGAGAUGAUUGGCUGUUUCUGUUCCAGUUCACAUAGAGUGCCUGAGACAGCUCUUGUGCCUUAGAU